AUGGGCCACAGAACGAAUUCAAUCAAUCGAGCUACCGUCUGUAAAAGGCAUGAACAAUUGGAAAAAGAAAUACACACGGUCGAAGUCUAUCGUAGCCAUGGAGUGGAGGUUUGCGUUUGUGUGCCGAGUUUGGUAAUCGUUCUACUUGCGGGAGAUGUUGCGAGCAGCAGAAUAAGGCACGUUGAGCAUCUGUACAAGGGCGGACUUGGCAGAGGACGUGGUGGUGGUGGCGGAGCUGGUGGAGGUUUUGGCCGUGGCGGAGGUGCUGGUGGAGGGUUUGGUGGUGGCGGAGGUGCUGGUGGAGGGUUUGGUGGAGGUGGAGGCUUUGGAGGUGGUGCUGGGGGAGGCGGAGGCUUUGGAGGUGGUGCUGGUGGAGGCUUUGGAGGCGGAGAAGGUGGUGGCGCUGGCGGGGGAGCAGGUGGUGGCGGUGGUUUUGGAUGGGGUGGUGGAGGAGCUGGUGCAGGGGGUGGCCGCGGCUUUGGUGGGGGUGGUGGAAUCGGUGGAGGGCAUUGA
Molecule: messenger RNA, 513 nt
Organism: Cryptomeria japonica (Japanese cedar)
Lineage: Eukaryota; Viridiplantae; Streptophyta; Pinopsida; Cupressales; Cupressaceae
Product: glycine-rich cell wall structural protein-like
Exons: 2
Coding region: 1-513 (170 amino acids)
Source: RefSeq, a predicted model, not a curated record